This is a messenger RNA of Thamnophis elegans (Western terrestrial garter snake), 3355 nucleotides long. It is a transcript of the gene B3GNT3, whose product is annotated as UDP-GlcNAc:betaGal beta-1,3-N-acetylglucosaminyltransferase 3. Gene Ontology annotation, molecular function: hexosyltransferase activity. Bases 252 to 1583 code for a protein of 443 amino acids. The record is from RefSeq and is a predicted model, not a curated record. Lineage: Eukaryota; Metazoa; Chordata; Lepidosauria; Squamata; Natricidae. The transcript has 2 exons. Gene Ontology annotation, cellular component: membrane.
CUGGUCGGACGGCUGCUGCCACCACCUGAGGGGGACUCUGGGCCGGGAGGGGGACGGCAGAAGGUCUCCGUCCGCGGGGGCCGCUGGAGCUCCCCGACCGGGCCGCCGAACGCUCCUGCCGGAGCCAAAGCCCUCCGACGCCGUCCAAGCCAAGGCCGCCCCGCCCGUUCCGGGGGCCCGCGGGGGAGUAGAGCGCUGCCUGUCCCGCGCGAGCGCCUCCCUGCGGGGCCCCGGCCUGGACGGCGCCCCCGAUGCCACCGACGCCGCGCUUGGCCCCGGGCUCCGGGUUGGGGUGGGCGCCUCCGGGGCGGAGCCACCCGAGGGAACCUGCCGGCCCCGCCCUGGCCCCGCCCCGCUUGCCAGGUGGGAGCAGCUGCGGCGCCGGAGGGAGCGGGGAAGCGGGCGCGACGCCCGGCAACCGAGAGCGGCGCCUCCAGAUCACGAUGCCCCGACGCUGGUGCUAUAAAGUGGAAACCCUCCUCCUCAGCCUGGUGGGCUUCAGCUGCCUCCUCUUCCUCCUCCAGUCGCACAGCCGCAGCCCCCUCCUGGAAGAGGCAGGCACCCCGGAGCCUCCCACGGCGCCCCCCACCCCCACGGCCCCCCAGCCGCUUCCCGAGUGCCGGCAGAACGCCUCCGUGGCCAGCCUCCCCGGCUUCGCCGAGCUGCCCGACCACAUCAAGGACUUCCUGCGUUUCCGCCACUGCCGGGCCUUCCCGCUGCUGCUGGACCUGCCCGGGAAGUGCGGGCCCCCCGAGGCCUCCCACCAGGUCUUCCUGCUGCUGGCCGUCAAGUCCUCCCCGGCCAACUACGAGCGCCGCGAGGUCAUCCGCAAGACCUGGGGCCAGGAGCGCACCUUUGCCGGCGUCCACAUCCGGCGCGUCUUCCUCUCCGGCGUGGCAGGCAACCCCCGGGAGGCGCGCAAGCUCAACCAGCUGCUGCGCCUGGAGCAUGCAGAGCACGGCGACAUCCUGCAGUGGGGCUUCGUGGACACCUUCUUCAACCUCACCCUCAAGCAGCUGCUCUUCCACGCUUGGCUGGAGAGGCGCUGCCCGGCCGUCCGCUUCGUCUUCAACGGGGACGACGACAUCUUCGCCAACACCGACAACAUGGCCCACUACCUGCUGGGGGUGCCCGGCGCAGGGGACCAGCACCUUUUCGUGGGCCACCUCAUCACCAACGUGGGCCCCAUCCGGGAGAAGUGGAGCAAGUACUACGUGCCGGAGCAGGUCACCUCCACCAAGUCCUACCCGCCCUACUGCGGGGGCGGGGGGCUGCUGAUGUCCGGCUUCACCUGCCACGCCAUCUACCAGCAGGCGCUGGGCAUUCUGCUCUUCCCCAUCGACGACGUCUAUCUGGGCAUGUGCCUGGAGAAGGCGGGGCUGGCCCCCUCCUCCCACGCGGGCAUCCGGAUGGUGGGCGUGAGCGUGCCCUCCGCCAAGCUGGACUCCUUCGACCCCUGCUACUACAAGGAGCUGCUCAUGGUGCACCGCUUCGUGCCCUACGAGAUGCUGCUCAUGUGGGAGGCCAUCCACCAGCCGGACUUGGUCUGCGGGAAGAAGGCGGAGAUUUACCCGAGUUUGUGAGGCGUCGUGAGGAAGGGGCGCUCUGCCUGCCAGGGGAGGGGGCUGCCCGGUCUGGAAGGGCCCAGAGACUCUGCCGCAGAGGGCCGUUACGAGGAGGAGUUUUGACCAGGGGUUUGGCUUGGACCAUCCGCCCCACACACCCUCCCUUCCUGCGAAAGGCAAGGGAGGCUUUGGGAGGCUGGCAUCGCGCUGGCAUGGAGCCAGGGGCCGGCCCUGCCUCACCACUCGCUGGCCACGGGAUCCACGCAGGAUGGCCGGUUCCUGUUGCCCAAAAGCCAUCCUGCAACGACAAAGCCCUCCCCCUUCUGAUCCCCUUCUGGAGCGACGGAAGGGACCCCUUCCUGGACGGUGGAUGAGGCUGGCCCUGGGGUGGGGGCAUGGGUCGGUGUUCCCAUGGGGGAGGGGGCAUGACCACCUGCUGGGUUCAGGGGGGGGGCCCUCUGCCACCACCCUCUCCUGGGAGACCAGCUGCAGACGGCCGUGAGCAUCACAGUCAGACUGAUGGGCGCAGAUCGUAGUUCCUCCCUCUUCCUCAAGGGAAUUAUAGCUCAGGCCUGGAUUCCUCCGGAGGCAGGCUGGGGGGGGCCACCCAGGCAGACACUGCCCCCCUCCCCCAUUCAUAACCGAGCAGCAGAGUGGGCAGCCCACAGGGCCCCUCUGAGUGGGGGGGGGGGGUGGCCGGACCCUGCUGGGGACUUUCUCCCCAUCUGCUCUCUCCAACCUCCCAGGUGCCAGAAUGUCCCUCUGGGGGCAGCUCAGGUGGGGGGGGGGCUCCCCUUGAGAGAACAGGCAAAGGCCCCUCAGCUGAAGGGGGAGGGGAGCCAGUGCCUGACUUACUGGACCAGAGUUGGGGGAGGAGGUGGGGGGGGGGGUCACAUGCUGGCACAGGCUCAGCCGCCCCACAGCUGCAGGGCCUCUUCCCCAUAGAGCUUCCCCCCCUCCCCUACUCUACCUCCUGGGGUCCCUUGCCUCCUGUGAGGGGCGGGGCACUCUUUCAGGAGCCCCACCCCCUUUUGAGCCAGAAAGGCUGACCCACAGCCGCAGACUCCUGGCCCACCCGCCCACCGAGGGAAAGAAAGCGCAGUGUCGCCUUCAUGGACAGCCGGGGGGGGGGAGGGGUCUCCCUGGGUGGGCUGUACGGGGCCCCCACCCCAGAACAAGGGCGGGCCCGGGGCUGCUUUGCUCGGCCAGCCUGGGUGGAUUCCUCCCCCAGUGCAGGGUCAGCCCUCUUGACCCUCAGGAGGGGCGACCCUUGAGGCGGGGGCUCCCCUCUUUUGGGGGCUGGGGAAAGGCCUCAAAUCGCUUCUUGUGGGCAAAGGGAGGUUGGAAGCAGCAGCUACGGCUCCUUCGGCCUCUUGGCACGGGGGGCGGGGGAAGCGGCCAGUCAAGGGACACUCUGGGCAAGACCCCCUGUGGAGCCGGCCAGUAAGGGGGCUGCUGACCUGGGCCGGCUCUGGGAGCCAGGGAGGCACCCGGGUCUUUCCCUGGUUUGCACACCGUCUCUCUGGCGCUCUCUCGCUCCCGGCCACUUCCCAGAAGUGUGUGGUGUGACCGAAGCGGCUGGCUCCUGUAAGGGUCCGGCUGAAGGGAAGGGCCGGGGCAGCGGUGGCAGGUGGGCCCUGUUGGCCAUGGGUCCCUGGCCCCCUCUCGGGAGGCGGCCUUGGCGAUCCAGGCGUCAAGGGGAGGUCGGCCCCCCUGGACCCCUUUCUCUGCUUUCCUCGUCUCUUUUAUGUCCUCCCGUGUCUUCCAUAAAAAGGUCAUUGUUUAUUUUA